Molecule: messenger RNA, 852 nt
Organism: Xenia sp. Carnegie-2017
Lineage: Eukaryota; Metazoa; Cnidaria; Anthozoa; Malacalcyonacea; Xeniidae
Product: transmembrane protein 254-like
Exons: 4
Coding region: 320-694 (124 amino acids)
Source: RefSeq, a predicted model, not a curated record
GCCAAACUGAAUUUCAUAAACAAUACACAUCUUCAACGAGUAAAUUCCUGUUUGAAUAAAAAUGUAAUCACUUUUCCUAGAAAAUUUUUGCUUAGUCUUUUGGAAGGUGUUAAUGUCAAAGUAAAUACAACAGUGGAUCCGACCAGUUCAAACUUUACAGCCGUAGUAUCAGUCACGUGGGGGGAUGAAGAUGAAGAUCAUUAUGAAGCAUCUCGUUCACCACGAGAUAAGUUUAUUAAGUGCAAAGUCUAUUUACUCGCGAAGGGCUGCAAAACUUGUAUGUAUAGGUGCAUUCUAGAAAUAUUUAGCAACAUUGAAAAUGAAAAUGCAAGAAAAAUUAGGGAAGAAGUUCAGAUCUGUCUCAUUAUUUGAAUGGAUGUUAGGAAUUAGCUGGAUAGUAUCUCACGGGGUGCUAUCAUUUUUUCCUAAAGUAUUGCCUUGUCAGCAACUUGGUGAAAUGGGUGAUGUUUUUUGUUAUUAUGUCAAGGAAUACAAUUAUCUUAUAAAAGUAGUCUACAUUGCAGUGAUUGCCAUACAUGUGUUGGAGAGUUUAUAUUCAUGGGUGCUGAGCAGCAAUUUGGGAUGUAGCCUAUGGGAUCAAAUGAAGUGGUUCUUGCAGACUUUUAUUGUUGGAUAUUUUUCCCUAUCAAUUAUCCGAAAAAUGAAUAAUGAGCAAAUGAAACGAAAGCAUUGAAUGUAUUUGACUCACUCUCAACUUAAUGAGGGGGGAAUGCAAACUGCAAACACAUGAGAAUUUAUAAAUAUGGUUGUAAUGAAUUGGAAUGCGAGAAUUGUAUUUAAUUGCAUAAUCGAUUUUGAAAAAUAUAUGUGACAGUGACUUCGUGACCUGAA